Molecule: messenger RNA, 552 nt
Organism: Gongylonema pulchrum
Lineage: Eukaryota; Metazoa; Nematoda; Chromadorea; Rhabditida; Gongylonematidae
Source: the annotation of a GenBank genome assembly
UGAGCACAGUUACAGCGUAAUGCUAGUGGCUUCUGGUAUGUGGCUCACAUUUUCAGUGCGAUAUCGAAACAACUUGGUAUAGAGACUUUCAAGUAUAUUUUUGCGUCUAAACUUAUUUGUCAAAAUAUGGGCCUACUUUCCUGUUUUACAGGCUGAUCAGCCUAUUGAAAUAUGCGACAACGCGUUAAAUGUGCAAUAUGUGAAUCGCGCCUACGAGUCAUCCACUGGAUGCCGGCGGAGUGAAGUGCUUGGCACAAAGUCUUCGGAUAUUCGGCGAAAAUCGUUGCAUAGUUGUGUACCUCGUGCAAAAGAUGGAGACAGUGACGCGGGACACAGAGCAAGUAAUGAUUGGCGCUGCAUACAGGUGCCGGGAAGCUCAACUAGUCCUCAGUUUGUUUAUAUGAAGCGCAACAGUGCAGAUUCGGCGAUGUGUCGUGACAUAUCACUGAAAAGUGUACGAUCGCAGGCAGCACUGGUCGAUGCACCUAUCAAUGAGGUAUCGUACUUUGUUGUACCAGCAGCAUACAUUCAUUUUUCUAAAAAACUAUGAAU